UCUAUGCAUCGAUGUUUUUCCGACAUCCCUAUUUUAAAUAUCAUAUCUUGUCAACACGUGCAACGGCCGGAAUACAAAAAAUUCUUAUUUUUCGCUUAGAUUUAAAAACAAAUCGACAUGUCUUUAAUGCGGAUUAGAAAACCGAAAACUCGCAAGGGUAAAAAAAUAUUGGUGGCGCGGGAGCCGCAGCUUAUAGAGUCCACUCGUAAUAUGCUCUUUGUCGAUGGACGCAAAUGUGGCGGAGAUAUAAAAUCAUGCAUGAAGGACCUGCAACAACUGCGCAAGCCUCUGCUAAAAGUGCUAAACCGUAAAAAUGACAUUACACCUUUUGAUGACCCUUCUUCUUUGGAAUUUUUGACUAUGAAAAAUGAUUGUGCUCUUUUUGCAUUUGGCUCAACGUCUAAAAAGCGCCCAAAUAAUUUGGUACUUGGACGCAUUUUUGAAAAUGAGGUGUUGGAUAUGAUAGAAUUGGGUAUAAAACAUUACACGGCAAUGUCGGAGUUCAAAACCGAAAAAAUUGGAACAAACGUUAAACCAUGUUUAAUAUUUAAUGGGCCACGUUGGAAUCAAACUGAGGAAUUGCGUCGUUUUCGGAAUUUGCUUAUAGAUACAUUCCAUAAGGAUAAAGUGGACGCUAUUCGUCUCCAGGGAAUUGAACAUGUUAUAAGCUUCACAUGUACCGAAGAUUUGGCCAUUCUGAUGCGAUCCUAUAAGAUAAUGCUGAAAAAAUCUGGCCAAAAGACCCCGCGCAUUGAACUAGUAGAAAUUGGACCUUCUGCAGAUUUUUCGAUCCGACGCACAAAAAUUGCAUCGGAGGAUCUGUACAAACAGGCAAGAAAGCAGCCUAAACAAUUGCAGCCAAAGAAGAAGAAGAACCUUACUUUCGAUGAACUGGGAAAUACACAUGGUCGUGUGCAUUUGGGAAAACAGAAUGUGACGAAGAUACAAACGCGUCGCGUGAAGGGUUUGAAGAAAACUCCGGAGGAAAAACGAGAGAGCAGACAAAAGAAAAAAGAAUUGAUAAAAGCAGCCGCUCGAGAGCUAUUAAACAAUACAGAAUAGUAUGUGCAUAUAAUUUUUAUAUUCUAGAUUUUAAUAAAAGUUUUAAAAUUGUAUUCACAUA
Molecule: messenger RNA, 1123 nt
Organism: Rhagoletis zephyria (snowberry fruit fly)
Lineage: Eukaryota; Metazoa; Arthropoda; Insecta; Diptera; Tephritidae
Gene: Non3
Product: Ribosome production factor 2-like protein Non3
Biological process (GO): ribosomal large subunit assembly; maturation of LSU-rRNA from tricistronic rRNA transcript (SSU-rRNA, 5.8S rRNA, LSU-rRNA)
Cellular component (GO): nucleolus
Molecular function (GO): rRNA binding
Source: RefSeq, a predicted model, not a curated record